This is a messenger RNA of Passer montanus (Eurasian tree sparrow), 388 nucleotides long. Its product is annotated as pre-mRNA-splicing factor SYF1-like. Lineage: Eukaryota; Metazoa; Chordata; Aves; Passeriformes; Passeridae. The transcript is spliced from 2 exons. The record is from RefSeq and is a predicted model, not a curated record. The coding region runs from base 1 to 306 and encodes 101 amino acids.
AUGCAGCGCUGCUCAAUUAGCGCCGGCUCCUCAUUAACCCUCUGCUCCCACGGCAACGAGGACACCAUCCGGGAGAUGCUGCGCAUCAAGCGCAGCGUGCAGGCCACCUACAACACCCAGGUGAACUUCAUGGCCUCGCAGAUGCUCAAGGUGUCGGGCAGCGCCACCGGCACAGUGUCAGACCUGGCCCCGGGGCAGAGCGGCCUGGACGAGAUGAAGCUGCUGGAGCAGCGCGCCGAGGCGCUGGCGGCCGAGGCCCAGCGGGACACGCCCCGCCCCGCCCAGCAGGUGCUGUUCGUCAGGUGAGCCCCACCCACUGACACCCCCACCUAACCCUGCCACACCCCCUGACACACCCACUGACACACCCACCCUGCACUGACACACC